Molecule: messenger RNA, 11361 nt
Organism: Haliaeetus leucocephalus (bald eagle)
Lineage: Eukaryota; Metazoa; Chordata; Aves; Accipitriformes; Accipitridae
Gene: BRWD3
Product: bromodomain and WD repeat domain containing 3
Exons: 38
Coding region: 472-5343 (1623 amino acids)
Biological process (GO): regulation of transcription by RNA polymerase II; cytoskeleton organization; regulation of cell shape
Cellular component (GO): nucleus
Molecular function (GO): protein binding
Source: RefSeq, a predicted model, not a curated record
UGCGGACACCGGACUCACGUCCUUUGUGUGUCUGUGUGUCCGUCUCUCCUCCAGGUGCUGGUGGAGGAGCUGGAGGAGCACCAGCUGAUCCCCCGCCGCCUGGACUGGCAGGGCAAGGAGCACCGCCGGAGCUUCGAGGACCUGGUGGCUGUCAAUGCACACAUCCCUCCGGAUUAUCUUCUUAGGAUCUGUGAGAGACUUGGACCCCUUUUAGACAAGGAAAUCCCACAGAGUGUCCUAGGUGUGCAGACUUUGCUAGGUGUCGGGCGCCAGUCUCUAUUAAGGGCCGCAAAAGACUUCAGACAUACGCUAUGGAAAGGAUCUGCAUUUGCAGCUCUUCACAGGGGCCGGCCUCCCGAACUACCUGUAAAUUAUGGGAAACCACCGAACGUGGUAAAUAUAAUUUCUGCCAGGCAAUUAACUGGAUAUGGACGUUUCAGCCACUUGUUCCCAACGUCCACCUACCAACACAUGAAAAUGCAUAAGAGGAUUUUGGGACAUCUAUCAUCUGUUUAUUGUAUAGCCUUUGAUCGCAGUGGGAGAAGAAUUUUUACAGGGUCAGAUGAUUGUUUGGUCAAAAUCUGGGCUACAGAUGAUGGGCGCCUGCUCUCAACGUUGCGAGGACACUCAGCUGAAAUUUCUGACAUGGCUGUUAACUACGAGAACACACUGCUUGCUGCAGGCAGUUGUGAUAAAGUAGUCCGAGUAUGGUGUCUUCGAACCUGUGCCCCAGUUGCAGUGCUGCAGGGCCAUUCAGCUUCCAUUACUUCCAUACAGUUCUCUCCCGCAAGGAAAGGAACAACACGAUACCUCACUUCUACUGGUGCUGACGGAACAAUCUGUUUCUGGCAGUGGCACGCUAACACCAUGAAAUUUAAGGAUCGCCCUGUAAAAUUUGCAGAGAGGUCCAGGCCUGGUGUUCAGAUAUCUUGUUCAUCUUUCAGUUCCGGUGGCAUGUUCAUUGCAACAGGUAGUACUGACCACGUGAUAAGAAUUUAUUAUUUGGGCUCAGAAUCUCCGGAGAAAAUGGCUGAGUUAGAAUCUCAUACGGACAAAGUGGUUGCAGUCCAGUUCUGUAACAAUGGUGACAGCUUAAGAUUUGUCAGUGGAAGCAGAGAUGGAACAGCAAGAAUAUGGCACUAUCAGCAGCAAGAUUGGAAGAGUGUGGUCCUGGAUAUGGCUACUAAAAUGACAGGGAACAAUGUAGCAUCUGGGGAGGACAAGGUAACUAAACUGAAGGUUACUAUGGUGGCUUGGGAUAGAUAUGAUACCACUGUCAUCACUGCAGUCAACAAUUUCCUUCUCAAAGUGUGGAACUCGUCCACAGGGCAGCUUCUUCACAGCUUAUCUGGUCACGAUGAUGAAGUUUUUGUUCUGGAAGCCCAUCCGUUUGACCAAAGGAUUGUACUUUCGGCGGGUCACGAUGGAAAUAUUUUUGUUUGGGAUAUAGACAAAGGAACAAAAAUUCGCAAUUACUUUAACAUGAUUGAGGGCCAAGGCCAUGGAGCUGUUUUUGAUUGCAAGUUCUCACCAGAUGGACAGCAUUUUGCGUGCACAGACUCUCAUGGACAUCUGCUACUAUUUGGGUUUGGAUGCAAUAAAUAUUAUGAAAAGAUUCCAGAUCAGAUGUUCUUCCAUACGGAUUACCGACCACUGAUCCGUGAUGCAAAUAACUAUGUGUUGGAUGAACAGACUCAACAGGCUCCACAUCUUAUGCCUCCUCCAUUCUUGGUGGAUGUUGAUGGAAAUCCUCAUCCCACGAGAUUCCAGCGGCUGGUACCAGGGAGGGAAAAUUGCAAGGAUGAACAACUUAUUCCUCAGCUGGGAUACGUAGCUAAUGGUGAUGGCGAAGUAGUUGAACAAGUCAUCGGGCAGCAAACUAAUGACCAGGAUGAGAGUAUCCUUGAUGGAAUGAUCAGAGAGCUACAGAGGGAGCAAGAUCUGAGACUAAUUAAUGAAGGAGAAACUCUUCCAAACCCUCCACUCAAUAGAUCCCACUCUGUUAAUGGAGCUCUUCGAAGUCCGGGUUUGGAUGUUACAUCUCCACCAAACGUUGGUCUCCGGAGAAGUGGUCAGAUUGAAGGGGUCCGGCAGAUGCAUCACAAUGCUCCCCGAAGUCAAAUGGCAACGGAGAGAGAUCUCAUGGCAUGGAGCAGGAGAGUUGUGGUGAAUGAGCUUCCUCCAGGCAUCAGCAAGGUCCAGGAAGAAUGUCGAGCUGCCAAAGGUGAAAUUGAAAUUAAUUUAUACACUGUUGAAAAGAAGAGAAAGCCAUCCCACACCUUACAACGGAAUGAUUACCAACCAGGAAGUGGAAGGUCUUUGAGAAGAAACCAACGCAAACGCCAGCAUGCCUACCAAACACGCUCCACCAUAGAACACAAUCAGCAAGGAGCAAGUCGAAGUGCACGUGCACGGGAAGAAUCAGACAGCUCCUCAGAGGAAGAUGAGACUGUUGGCACAAGUGAUGCAUCUAUGGAUGAUCCUGUGGCAGCAUGGCAAAGUGAAAGCAGUUCCAGUGAUUCAUCAAGUGAAUAUUCUGACUGGACAGCAGAUGCUGGAAUUAAUCUCCAGCCGCCAAAGAGACAAACCAGGCAGGCAGCUCGGAAAAUCUGUAGUAGUUCUGAAGAUGAAAAUAUGAAGGGAACAAAAGGACUGGAGCCCAAACGAAGGAAACUUAAACAGCCUAGAAAAAAGAAACCAAGUGGACUGCUUUCGAUGGAAGGUGAACCCAGUGAAGAAUGGCUUGCCCCACAGUGGAUCUUGGAUACUAUACCCCGCCGCUCACCUUUUGUCCCACAAAUGGGCGAUGAGAUCAUAUACUUUAGGCAAGGCCAUGAAGCUUAUGUGCGGGCAGUAAGGAAAGCAAAAAUUUACAGUAUUAACAUGCAAAAACAACCAUGGAACAAAAUGGAACUCAGGGAACAAGAAUUUGUGAAGACUGUAGGAAUUAAAUAUGAAGUUGGGCCUCCUACACUCUGCUGCUUGAAGCUUGCAUUCCUAGAUCCAAUCACAGGCAAAAUGACAGGAGAAUCAUUUUCCAUAAAGUACCAUGAUAUGCCAGAUGUUAUUGACUUCCUUGUGCUGCAUCAGUUUUAUAAUGAAGCCAAAGAAAGGAACUGGCAAAUAGGGGAUAGAUUUCGCAGUAUAAUAGAUGACGCUUGGUGGUUUGGAACUGUGGAGAGUCAGCAGCCUUUCCAGGCAGAAUAUCCUGAUAGUUCCUUCCAGUGCUACUGUGUUCACUGGGACAACAAUGAAAGAGAGAGGAUGAGUCCAUGGGACAUGGAACCAAUUCCAGAAGGAACUGCUUAUCCGGAGGAGGUUGGUGCUGGAGUUCCUGUGACUCCAGAUGAGCUGACAGCUCUUCUCUACAAACCCCAGGAAGGAGAAUGGGGUGCCCAUUCCAGAGAUGAAGAAUGUGAACGAGUAAUCCGGGGGAUUGAGCAACUUCUUUCCCUUGACAUUUCUAAUCCCUUUGCUGUUCCGGUGGACCUUAGUGCCUAUCCCAUGUAUUGCACUGUUGUUGCUUAUCCAACUGACCUCACCACAAUCAGGAGGAGACUUGAAAACAGGUUUUAUAGAAGAAUCUCUGCACUGAUGUGGGAGGUACGAUACAUUGAACAUAAUGCCAGGACUUUCAACGAGCCAGACAGUCCUAUAGUCAAAGCAGCCAAAAUUGUAACAGAUGUCUUACUUCGCUUCAUUGGGGAUCAGAGUUGUACUGAUAUAUUAGAAAUAUAUAACAAGGUGAAAGCAGAAGACCUAAGCAGUACUGAUGAAGAGGAGGUGGCAGAAGUAGAUGUAGAUUCAGACGCUCCGGGAACUUCCUCUGGAAAAAGACGAGUAAGACGACGAAUAAAAAGACAGCCCAUGAAAGCAAGUCCUGAUGCUUGGAAAGAGCAAUGCAAGCAGUUGUUAAACCUGAUUUAUGAAAGAGAGGACUCUGAGCCCUUUAGACAGCCAGUUGAUCUUUUCUCCUAUCCUGAUUAUAGAGAUAUUGUAGACACUCCUAUGGACUUCAGCACUGUGAAAGAAACCUUGGAAGCAGGAAACUACACUAGUCCCCUGGAAUUCUACAAAGACAUUCGUUUAAUAUUCUGCAACUCUAAAGCUUACACUCCUAAUAAAAAGUCUCGAAUUUACAGCAUGACACUUCGACUAUCUGCCUUAUUUGAAAAUCACAUGAAAAAUAUCAUCUCUGAGUACAAGUCAGCAAUGCAAUGUCAGAAGAGGAAAAGGCCACGGUACCGAAAACGGCUAAGAAGCAGUAGCAGUUCACCCUCAACUAGUAGAGCAUCUAGCCCAAAAGGGAAACAGAAACAAAUGAAGAUUCAACCUAAACCCAACCAGAAUACCUCACUGCCUUUGACUAGGACUAGUUCUUCAGUUUCAUCUCAUGUUUCAGAUACAGCAGAAGAACCCCUGGGUUCAGCCACUGGUGAAGAGAUGGAAGGUCAGCCAUCUUCCUCAGGCUCAAAUGCACAGAACCGAAGUGGAAAUAUCAUUGAUCCAGGGAAAAGUAGGCCAGUCAGGAGUAAAUCUACACCAGUGAAACAAGAUCACUCUCCUGAUGGACCACUUACAAAUGGUGAUGGCAGAGAACCUCGGACAGGAGUCAAGAGGAAGUUACUAAGUGCAUCAGAAGAAGAUGAGCAUCUGGAGGAGGCAGAGGAAGAGGAAAAGAAGAAGAGAGAAUUAAAGGAAAAGUCUGGUUUGUCUUCAUCAGAAAGUGGGGAAUCGGGAUCCAGUUCAAGUUCUGAAAGCAGAAGUGGCUCUGAUUCAGACUCUGAAUCAACAUCUAGAACAGAUCAGGAUUACAUUGAUGGAGACCAUGACUACAGCAAAGUUGUGCAAUCCAAAAAACCCAAAAGAAAAAUCAAAAGAAAAAUCACCGGUGGGAAACGGAAUUGGCAGGGCAGAGGGACAGGGAGGAGGGGUAGAUGGGGGAGGUGGGGGAGAUGGAGUAGAGGGGGAAGAGGUGGUAGAGGUGGAAGAGGCUGUGGCAGAGGAAGAGGUGGCGGCAGGGGAGGAAGAAGAGGCCGAGGAGGCAGAGGAGCCUCGCGAGGAGCCACCAGAGCGAAACGUGCCCGAAUUACAGAUGAUGAAUUUGAAAAUUUGUUUGGAGGACAAUUUGGUGAAAACGUGUUUGGAGGGCGAUUCAGUAGACCGCCUCGAAUCAAAACAAGGAACGAGGGCAGGAGAACUGUCUUGUACAAUGACGAUUCUGAUAAUGACAAUUUUGUGCACACCGAGGAUCCUUUGAACCUUGGUACUUCCAGGUCAGGCAGGGUGCGGAAAAUGACAGAAAAAGCCAGGGUCAGCCAUCUCAUGGGAUGGAAUUAUUGACAGAUGAAAAACUUUGGAACAAUUUUAAAAGAACUUCAAUGGCCUUCUACUGCAGGGAUUUUACCAGAAAAUCUACCAAGCAAGUUGUGCGGGGACUCCACUCACGUUUCACAGUGGUGCUUUUCCAUUAUGUCAGUUUGCGUUUGUUUUAAAACUUCAGAUCGCCACACUUCAUUGGUCAAAACAAGCCUUAUUCAUUAGGCCUUAAAUUACAGAAAUUCUUCCCCACACACUACAAGUUCAUCACAUUAAAGAGGCUUCCAGCUUCUCAAUAAGAACAUGACAUUUUGAGUCACGAUUAUGACUUCUCUCCCUUGUUUUGUUUUUGUAUUAUAGAAAUAGCACCUUCUUACAGAGUUUUUAUGUGGUUUCUGCCAUAAAUCCUUAUACACAGUAAUAAUUAUAACUUUUGCACAAUACACCAAUCCUAAAGGCAGCUAUAAAAUGUUUACAGUUUCUAUAUUGUAAGAAGGAUCUGGAUUAUUUUAAUCUUCCCAGGCCAAACGUUCAUGAAUUGUGCUGAACUGAAGUAUGUCUAUACUACAGUUAUGGGGGUCCUGAUGUGCUUUCUAUCGGUUCUUUAUUCAUGUAAAAAGUGACAAAGGGUUGGUGCCUUGUAAAUAUGUAGCAAACCUUUGAUGUGGUGUGUCCUAUGUGUGCAUUAACUUUAUUAAAAAGAGAAUACUUGAGAAGUAUGAAUAUCUAGACAAAAGGUGCCAAAUGCAAAAGUUACUUGCAUCUAUUUUCUUUUUGUCCUCUCAUAUUUUUAUAGUAUUAAUAGAGAUUGUGCAGCUAAGGGGUAACUUCAACAUUUGAAAGGUUCCUCCUCUUCAAAGCAUAACGUGAUUUUUAAUAGUAGCUCAGCUACCUCUAUUUACAACUACUGGAAACUGAAAAGAAAAUAGAUGCUAUUAUUCAGUAAGUGUUGAAGAAGAGGCAAGAGGGAGCAUAGAGGGAUGGAAUUGCUCACGAAGUUGUAGAGUAACUAUAUCUCCAUUAUAUUGACACAAUGAGAAGAAAUCUAAGUAAUUAUCAGAGGUUUCAGAAGCAUAAUGUUUUCGGCAGAGGGUGAUUCGUUUGUGCAGACAGGCCGAGUGUCUCCCACACGUUUCUGCUGCCACUUGCUCGGUGCAAAUCUGUGUUUGGUUUAAUUUGCCCCUCGAAGGUGAUGAGGGAGCUGAACGGAGCUCCGGUACCUCUGGUGGCUGGCAGUACAGAUAAGCUCCCAUUCACAUCCUCCAGGCGGACUCUUGUAUCUCAAGCUUCCAGAAGAGAAUUCGUGUUGCACUGUACUCUUGUUAUCCUGAAAAAUGCUAACUUGAAAACAGAAAUCAUUUUGGUAGUAGUAGUACAGUAUGUGACGACAUUUGUAGUCUUGCUCCUCGGUGAACAGAAACAGGUGUUUGGCGUGGGCUGAGCUGGAGAUGAGCAGCCUCUUACUUCGUAGGGUCUGGCUGGAAUAUAUAUGGGACUUCAACUUCCUCCCGUUGUCUGAACGAACCUGACAGUUCUAGCUUGGUUAAGAGAGUGAGUUCAAUUACACAGAGAGAACAAACGAAAAAAGAGACCAGAAAGUUUUGGUGGAGUUUUUCAGAUUUUUUUUUUUAAUUAAUUUUUUUUUUUUAAACUUUCAUUCAAUAUCCUUAAGUUCUUCUGUGCACAGCUUGGUCAAUAAUUCUGGAAAACCUCAGGCAGCAAAGAGUGACCCAUGUAUAUUCUCAGAUGCAGAAGGAAUUUAAUUUUUGACUUUCUAUAUUAAGCACUAGCUAUUUUAUCUCGCUUUCCAAAAAUUCUAGUUAGAUGCAAAAUGACUUGAAAAAAUGCAGAGGUUUAGUUUUGUGAUGGAGGAGAGUAUAUCCUAAAUUGCUCAGAGCGUUAACAUGAGUUUAUGGUACAGUACAAAAAUCACACUAUUAAUUUUUUAAGGAAUGUUUUGAAUCGGCUGUAAUCCAUUUCUGGACUUGAUUCAGUUGUGUUUUGAUGGGGGAAAAAAAAGUGCAGAGGCUCUCCUAGUUCUCUAUUGGGCUUUAAAAUAUAAACACCUGUCCUAUCAUCUCUCUCAUAAAUAUGUAUAUAUAUAUACACACAUAUAUAUUUAUAAGAAAUGUAUUAUUUCUUUGACUGAUUGGUCCUUCUACAUAUGGUAACCAGGUAUAGCAUGUGUGCAUCAGUUCAUAGUCAGAAUCAUACCCCUUUUAGAUCAGUCCUGUUGAGCUAAUGUAAACACUAUGGUUUCUGUUCUAAAGCCUGAAAAUCUUGAAAUGCAAAAGAAAUGCUUUUCAUAUAUUUCUGACUGGCCGAAGAUCCACUUACUUAUUUAUUUUGUGUAGGGGUUGGGGAGAGAUAAAACACGUGGAUUCCAGAGAAAUCAUUUUAUAAGUUUGUGUAUUUUAGCAGCAAUUAGAAUAAUAUUAAAUAUGUUCUUAAAUGUAUCUUUUCUAUGUAAUGAAGUACUGUGAAGAUAACAGUGAAGCAUCACUUUGCUGUGGCGUAAGUAUUAAUCACAUGUGUUACAUGAUUAAGAGCUAGACAGCAGGGUGUGCUAGAACAACAGAACUAUUGCUUAUUGUAAAAAAAAAAAAAGCAGCUUUUUUUGUGCAUGAGAACCUUUUAUAAGCAUGAACGAAAUAACUUGGUUUUAGAGAUGUUAUUUUUACUUGGUUUCGUAUCUGGAUUCUUUCUCUGAGUUAGGCAAUUGAUUUCUCAUGGCCUCAUUCUGUGGAAUAAUCAUGAUUUUGUAGUAACUUUGACACUUUCUCUCAAAACCCAGAUCCUAUCAGGAGCCACUUACGGUUGCAGAAAACUUAGUAUUAACCCAACAGGUGCAGCGGAAGCAGUAAAAUGAUUUAAACCUUGUAUUGUCUCGCUCCCUGAUCCAAAGCCUGGGUGCUCAGCCAGCAUCUCCUGGGGUUGCUGAGCUCCUAGCAGGUUGCCCUGCCCGGCGGGUUGCAGGGUCAGGACCGUAGUCUCUCUCCUUGCACUUUUAACAAAAACCUCCAAAACUCUGCCUAAGAAAAGGGUUUGAAGGCCAGAUUACGUAUCAGAUUCCUGAAGGCUAACGAGGCGCGCAGGCAGGCCAGGGGUUCCUCUGCUGCUGUCGGAUUAAUUCUCGGGUAUGGGUGCUUCGAAGUUUUCUCUAGAUGUGCAAUCUUGCGUGCUCCCUCUCCCGAGUUGCCGGGGCGCUUGAGAGCAUUUGGAGACACCUUGGAAAACAGGGCUUGCGUCCCGAGGGGCUUCCCUCGCCCGCAGAGCGUUAGCCCCGAGUGCUCCAUCCUCCGUGGAGACGGGGCUGAAAGUUGUCUACAUCUUUGUUCUCAGAUUUCUCCUGGCUACAAAUCUGCCGUCCCUGUAGCGCUCCCAUUUCUUCCCUGACCAGGGCGUGAAUGAUGAAGCUUAUUUUGCAGUAGUGAUGUGCUGUUGUCUCAGUUCAGCCCAAACUUCGCCGGUGUUUUCUUUUCUCUGUCACCUUUUGUUUUUCUUUGCCCUGCUCCACCUUUCUUCUUUAGCUUCCCUUGGUUGCCCCUGUAGGCUAUUUAUGAUGCUCUUUUGGAAACUUGUGAUGUCUUGAUGAAUUUUAUUUCGGCUAGACUGUAAGAUUCAAUUCUUUCUAUGCCUCUCUUUUCCUACGACUUUCCAUAUUUUUUAUAUCUGCCUUACUUGGUUUACUAGCAACAUUCCCAAAUUGCCGGAGGUGGAUUUAACGAAGAUGGAAAGUUUGAGGGCUGGCUUCUUGCCUGCUCUGCGCCUCAGUGGCCAUCCGUACCCCGAGUGGAAACGCUGCCCGAUCGGACGGGGCAGCACGUGCCUUCCCUUGCUCCGAUGUCGGCGGUUGCAGGGAGGCACGGCAGCGGGACUGCUCCCUUUGUGCUGCCUUACACACGGCUGCGUAAAACAACGCUUAGUUCCACCUGGUAUCCCUUAACACGUGUGCUCCGUGUCUACUGAAUUACUCCUUUUUUUUUUUUUUUUUUUUUCCCCCUUGCUACGUGAAUUGCAGUUAAUGGAACCCUUGUAGAAGUUGCGUGCUUCCAGCAUCACGAGAUAUUUCUGUUUUAAAUAACCCAUGAAACUUCUAUGUUGGUGCUUGAACUUAGAUGGGUCUGGGUAGUUUUAUCACUCCUCUCUAGCUUUCUAUCACUCCUUUCUCCAUAAACUAAGCAGAGGCCACCCCACUUAACCCAGUCAGCCCCACCCUGCAGAUAAGCAAGCUAAAUAUAAUGAUGGAGAAAUAAUUUGUGGAGGAUUUUUGGCUGCUUAAAAUUUUGCGUCCCGUCGCGUUAUUUCAAUUUUCCCUGAAUGUUUUCCUAAAUGUACACCUCGGCUGCUUCUUCCGCACAAAAGCGGAAAGACUGUGUAGUACAUAGAGCACUGAAAAGAACUGACACCAGGUGCAUAGUAAAGAGAGUUUUCAAGUAAUUUAAAAAAUGUGGAGGGACCCAACUACAAUGUAUUGCUUUUGACAAUGUUUGGAGGCUCUCUUGACUGCAAAAAGCAAGACGAACCUUGUCAAGCAUUUGAAAAGGCUGCUCCUGGGUGUCUCUGGAAUGUUUCUGACAACCGGUCAAAAUCACACAGUAUUAACCUGAGAAAACAAGUUUAAAUUACUGAAUUUGGGUAAGAACUUGGUUAAUAUUUCAUCUUUAAUCUGAGCAGUGAAUGACAGGGAAAACUGAAUAGCUGUAGGUUUAAGGAUGUCUUGUCAGCCCUGACUUGGAGUGUCCUGCUAUCAUUGGUCUGUGUCAUGAAUUCAAUGUUUUAAAAAAUGUAUUUGUGUGUUUACAUUUCUUGAUUUUAUUUUUUUUAAAACCAUCAUGCAAAGUUUUAUAAAAUGCUAAUUAUUUACAUGAUAGACUGAAGGAGCAGUUAACAAUCCAAGGAUAAAUCUAUAUUUAGUAUUGUAGGGAGCUGUCAUUGUGUUCUUACAAGUAUGUAUUAUAGAAAAUUACUGCGCAUGUGCGAUAGAUAAUUUUCAAAUAUUAGUAUAUCAGAGGUUUACACAUUGAAGAAAAAAAACUCCUUUAUGUACAGUAAGUAACAGCCUGCAAAAUUUAGUCUAAAAGUUGUCUUUUUUAGUAUUAGAGAUGCAAAGACCUGUUGGAAGCUUGUACAUUUUUAAUAUGUCAUGUUCAGCCCACAGCAAACUUACACAACUGUGCUAUGAAUCCCUGAAAAAUUAGAUUUCCAGUGGAAUUGCUGUCACAGCCUUAACUCUAGUAUUAUAAAAAUGGUGCUUAAAUACAUUUAUGUGCAUGGAUGUGGGUACCUGAUAAGAGUUUGUGAGAAUUUAAAGUGAAACCGAGCGGCUUAGUGCUGCACUUGUGAGUUAGUACUCCCGGUAGAUAACCGCAGCCAGAUCUGGGAAUUGACAAACAUGUAAAUAUUUGGAAAAUAUUUAAACCGGUGAACAAUUAAGAGCAGUUUCUCAGUUUGGGGUUUUUUUUAAUUGGCAAGCACUGCAUAUCUUCCCGAUCUCUGGGUCUGUGAGAAGCAGACAGGGUGGCGAGAGGAGCUGCUCCGGGGGCCGGGGGAGCCGAGGUCCUGCCUGAAUAUUCGCAGGAGGGGUUGGUGUUCCCGCCUGCCUCGCGGCUGCACCGCUCUUUGGCAGAUAAAAUCAAAAGCCUCCGUUUCUCUUCCUAAAAAGGCCUCGUCAGACAGUGGUGGCUGCUUGGAUAUAUUCAGAAAUCAAAGUCUGAUGAUUAUUUUUCUGUAGAAAUACUAAUACAGGCUAUUCAUUCCUCCAUGAGUCAUUAUAGCAGACUUCAUUUAGAAACACCAGUUGAUGUCAGAGCGAUGAAAUUCACGUGAUUUAGGCUCUACAGUUCGUGUUCUGGAUGAUUUAAAAAUACUCCAAAAAUGCACAAAACUAUUAGAAUUAUGUCUACUUUAUAUAUUGAUUUUUUUUUUUCAGGUGAUAUUUAUGCCCAUAUCUUCACAUCCGCUAUCUCAGGUCCCUUUAAAUGAAUACUUCAGGGAUUUUGAUGCCACUUGUUGGCAGACCAAAUGUAAUAUUUAUAUGCA